CCCAGCCCAGACCCCAUCGCCCCUGCCUGGGCUGGAGGCAGGAACAGGACCCACUCACCCUGUGGAGGCAGUGCUAGAAGAGGGCUCCCUGGAGGAGGAGGCACCCCCCAUGCCUCAAGGCAAUGGCCCUGGGGCCCCCCAGGCCCUGGGCAGCACUGACCUCGACGUCCCCACAGAAGCUGUGACACGAGCUGUGGGCCUUGGACAAGUUACUGCGCCUCUCUGGGACUCAGUUUCCUCGUCCGUAAGGGAGGACACAGCCCAGGAGCAAUACCCAGAGGAUCCAGCGAGCCAGCCUCAGGGGAACCCCUUGGGCUGCACCCCACUACUGGCGAAUGGCUCUGGCCACCCCUUGGAGCUGGGCGGCGCCAGGCGGGCGGGGAAUGGUGCCCUGGGUGGCCCCAAGGCCCACCGGAAGCUGCAGGCUCACCCAUCUCUCGCCAGCCAGGGCAGCAAGAAGAGCAAGGGCAGCACCAAAUCCGCUGCCUCCCAGAUCCCUCUCCAGGCACAGGAAGACUGCUGCGUGCACUGCAUCCUGUCCUGCCUGUUCUGCGAGUUCCUGACGCUGUGCAACAUCGUCCUGGACUGCGCCACGUGCGGCUCCUGCAGCUCCGAGGACUCGUGCCUCUGCUGCUGCUGCUGCGGCUCCGGCGAGUGCGCCGACUGCGACCUGCCCUGCGACCUGGACUGCGGCAUCCUGGACGCCUGCUGCGAGUCGGCCGACUGCCUGGAGAUCUGCAUGGAGUGCUGCGGGCUCUGCUUCUCCUCCUGACCGCCCCCCGCGGGCUCCGGGCGGCCCGGGGAACGUGCGCUCCCAGCUGAUCGGCCCCCUCCCGUCCUC
Molecule: messenger RNA, 841 nt
Organism: Myotis lucifugus (little brown bat)
Lineage: Eukaryota; Metazoa; Chordata; Mammalia; Chiroptera; Vespertilionidae
Gene: MDFI
Product: MyoD family inhibitor
Exons: 5
Coding region: 110-772 (220 amino acids)
Source: RefSeq, a predicted model, not a curated record